AGGAGGCUGCCGCAUGCUGGUUGUCAGAAUGAUGUCCCUUCGCACCGCCGUGCGGAGAGCUUCCUCCAGCAAACCUCUCCGUUCGCUCUCCUCAACACACAUCGUCGCUGCCGGCGCUGCUCGUCGGGUGCCCGGUCUUCAGCAGCGUCGGCUGUAUUCGCGAUCUGCCGACUCUCAGCUCACGGCGACCCGGUCGACCGUCGUUCAGCUGCUGAGCAACAUCGGCUCCAAGCGUGAGGUCCAGCAGUACCUCUCCCACUUCACCUCCGUCUCCUCCCAGCAGUUCGCCGUGAUCAAGGUUGGCGGCGCGAUUAUUACAGAACACCUGCAGACGCUGUCGUCGGCACUCGCCUUCCUGAACCAUGUUGGCUUGUAUCCGAUCGUCGUGCACGGCGCGGGCCCCCAGCUGAACCGCAUGCUGGAGGCGGCCGGGGUUGAGCCGCAGUUCGAGGACGGCAUCCGCGUGACGGACGGCAAGACGCUGUCGCUGGCUCGCAAGCUGUUCCUCGAGGAGAACCUGAAGCUGGUGGAGGAGCUGGAGCGCAUGGGCGUGCGCGCCCGCCCGCUCACCUCGGGCGUCUUCACCGCCGACUACCUCGACAAGGACAAGUACAACCUGGUGGGCAAGAUCAACGGUGUCGACAAGACCCCGAUCGAGUCCGCCAUCCAGGCCGGCUGCCUGCCCAUCCUCACCUCCAUGGCCGAGACCACCGACGGCCAGGUGCUCAACGUCAACGCCGACGUCGCUGCGGGUGAGCUCGCGCGCGCCCUGCAGCCCCUCAAGAUCGUCUACCUGGCCGAGAAGGGCGGUCUGUUCAACGGCGACACGGGAGAGAAGAUCUCGGUCAUCAACCUCGACGAGGAGUACGACCACUUGAUGACCCAGUGGUGGGUCCGCCAUGGCACCCGCCUCAAGAUCAAGGAGAUGAAGGAGCUGCUCAGCGACCUGCCCCGUACGUCGAGCGUCGCCAUCAUCCACCCGGCCGACCUGCAGAAGGAACUCUUCACCGACUCCGGCGCCGGGACCCUGAUCCGCCGCGGCAACAAGGUCCACACCAGCACCUCGCUCGACGACUUUGCCAGCAUCGACCAGCUGAAGGAGGUCCUGAUCCGCGACCGCGAGGGUCUCGACGCCCGCGCCACCGUCGACCGCUACGUGGAGGGCCUCAGGGAGCGGGACUUCAAGGUCUACUACGACGAACCCAUGGAGGCCCUGGCGGUCGUCCUGCCCCCGUCCCAAGACUCCGCCUUCGCCCACCUCGCCACCUUCACCAUCACCAAGGCCGGUUGGCUGACCAACGUCGCCGACAACGUCUUCGCUAGCAUCAAGAAGGACUUCCCCAAGCUCGUCUGGACCGUCAAGGAGGACGACGAGAACCUCACCUGGUUCUUCGACAAGGCCGACGGCAGCCUUAGCCGUGAGGGCGAGGUCCUCUUCUGGUAUGGCGUCGAGAGCGGUGAGGAGGUCAAGGAGCUCAUCAACGAGUUCAACCAGCACGGUCGCCAAAUGUUCGGCGACAUCAACCUGGAGUCCCGUCUCGCCCGCGCCGCCCAGGCCGCCCUCAACAUCGGCAAGGGCACCGGUGCCAGUGCUGCUUCGCUCGAACAGAGACGGGCCUUUUCCACCACCACCACCACCACCACCACCACCAACGCCCUCCGCUCCGCUCGCUCGGUCCGUCCCUCGAUCCCUGCGGCCGCCGCCCGUCGCGCGUACUCGACCAACCCCAACCCCCCGCUCGGAGACAAGAACAUUUCCAACAGCCAACCCUCCAAGGUGGCUCUCAUUGGUGCCCGCGGCUAUACGGGCCAGGCGCUGAUUAACCUGCUCAACGCCCACCCGAAUAUGGACCUGCGGCACGUGUCGUCGCGCGAGCUGGCGGGCAAACAGCUGCAAGGAUACGACAAGCGCGAGAUCAUCUACGAGAACCUGAGCCCCGAUGACGUGCGCAAGAUGUCGGCCAACGGUGACGUCGACUGCUGGGUCAUGGCGCUGCCCAAUGGGGUCUGCAAACCCUUUGUCGAUGCCGUCGACCAGGGCGCCGCCACGGGCAACGUUAUCGUGGACCUGAGCGCCGACUACCGCUUCAACGACCAGUGGACCUACGGUCUGCCGGAGCUGGUCAACCGCUCCACCAUCGCCAAAGCGUCGCGCAUCGCCAACCCGGGCUGCUACGCCACCGCCGCCCAGCUGGGUAUCUCCCCGCUGGUUCCCUUCCUUGGCGGCCAGCCCACCGUCUUCGGUGUCUCGGGCUACUCGGGUGCCGGCACCAAGCCCAGCCCCAAGAAUGAUGUCCAGAACCUGACCAACAACCUCAUCGCUUACAGCCUGACGGAUCACAUCCACGAGCGUGAAAUCAGCUCGCAGCUUGGUGCUGAAAUCGCUUUCAUUCCCCAUGUAGCUGUUUGGUUCCAGGGCAUUCAUCAUACGAUUAGCAUUCCCCUGAACAAGGAGAUGAGCUCGCGCGACAUCCGAAACCUCUUCCAAGAGCGGUAUGCGGGCGAGAAGCUGGUCAAGAUCGUCGGGGAGCCGCCGAUGGUCAAGAACAUCGCCGGCCGCCAUGGAGUCGAAAUUGGUGGCUUCGCCGUCCACUCGAGCGGCAAGCGCGUCGUCAUUUGCGUCACUAUCGACAACCUCCUCAAGGGGGCGGCCACGCAAUGUCUCCAGAACAUGAACCUUGCUCUCGGAUACGGCGAGUACGAGGGCAUUCCGUUGGAGUAAAUCUAGACAGAAAGAAGACGCAAAAAAAAAAAAAGCCCAGACUCCUCGGAGUCCCCCACCGAUACCGACAUGUAGCUUUUUGAUCUUUGAAUUUUUUUUUUCUUCUCCCCUGGUCGUGUCAUGUAUGUCUCAUACCCCACGUGCAUCUCGGCUGCUAUGGGUCUGGAGAUGCUGUGGCUGUCAACUAUCUACCUUACAUAGGAAUCUUUUCUAUCUCUCUCUAUCCUCUUAUCUCUUUUUCUUUUCCUUCCAUCUGAUUUAGGUUGGGUAUUUCGUGGUCAUUUGCCAUAGAUUCCAUUCUGGUGGUCAGCUUAUAAAAGCAGAUAGCAUCUAGUUUGAUUUUGUUCAUUCAGAGCUCUUGUAUAGCAUCACUUAUUUUAAUAUACCAUAUCACCUCUUUU
Messenger RNA from Penicilliopsis zonata CBS 506.65, 3123 nucleotides. RefSeq lists its product as hypothetical. The record is from RefSeq and is a predicted model, not a curated record. Gene Ontology annotation, cellular component: mitochondrial matrix; cytoplasm; mitochondrion. The transcript is spliced from 3 exons. NCBI's taxonomy places the organism in Eukaryota, Fungi, Ascomycota, Eurotiomycetes, Eurotiales, Aspergillaceae. Gene Ontology annotation, molecular function: arginine binding; NAD binding; N-acetyl-gamma-glutamyl-phosphate reductase (NADP+) activity. Bases 14 to 2722 code for a protein of 902 amino acids. Gene Ontology annotation, biological process: L-arginine biosynthetic process.